ACGAGCCAUACAGAAGUAACAAACCAAAAAAAAAACAAAACAUGGCGUGUCACAAAACCUUCCUUGUAAUAUCUCUGAUGCUCGUUGUCUCUUUAGUCAAUGCAGUUGAGUUCUCAGUCAUCGACAACACUGGCGACUCUCCCGGAGGAAAGAUAUUCAGAGAACAGAUCGGUGGCGCUAGCUAUGGAGAACAAGCAAUGAGAUCAGCAACAGACUUCACGUGGCGUUUGUUCCAACAAGACAACCCAUCAGACAGAAGAGACACUCCAAUGAUCACACUGAUCAUGGAGAACAGUAAAGACUUGGCAUAUAGCUCACAAGACAAGAUACAUUACAACGCAGGAGCUCUUGUGAAUGAUGGUGGAGAUGUAAAGAGAGGAUUUACCGGGGUGAUAUAUCACGAAGUUGUCCAUUCUUGGCAGUGGAACGGCGCGAAUCUCGCUCCUGUCGGGCUUAUCGAAGGGAUAGCGGAUUUCGUGAGGCUAAAAGCGGGUUAUGCUGCAAGUCAUUGGGUUUCUCCUGGUGGUGGUGAUAGAUGGGAUCAAGGUUAUGAUGUUACCAUGAGGUUCUUGGAUUAUUGUAAUGAGUUAAGGAAUGGGUUUGUGGCUGAACUGAACAAGAAGAUGAGGACUGGCUAUAAUGAUGGCUUCUUUGUUGAUUUGCUUGGGAAAGACGUGAACCAGCUUUGGACUGAGUACAAGGCACGGUAUGGUCAAUGAAUGCUAAAUAAAGAGGGUGAACAAUAUAAUAUGGUAUGCAAAAAAAAACUAUAAUAAUAAUUUUAUAAUACGAAAUAAAACAAUUUGUCAUUUUCUUGUGGUGUUUGUAAGUUUUCCAUUGAAAAAUAGAUGUAUACGUAUUGAUUGAUGUAUCUUUGCUAAAAUUGAUAUUAUAAAAAAUCUAAGUUCGUUUU
Messenger RNA from Capsella rubella, 913 nucleotides. RefSeq lists its product as uncharacterized. Lineage: Eukaryota; Viridiplantae; Streptophyta; Magnoliopsida; Brassicales; Brassicaceae. The record is from RefSeq and is a predicted model, not a curated record. The coding region runs from base 42 to 719 and encodes 225 amino acids. The transcript has a single exon.